AUGACCUGCAACAACUAUCAAUUCGAGAAAUUGCUUGCCACCGCCAUCAUGCGUAACGUCCGGAAUCUUGAUCUUAACUUUUAUGGUCGUGUAAUGUGGCCGAGAACACCCCUCUUCACCUGCAAAACUGUUGUCGGCAUGACGCUUCGGUUGUGUGAGGGCAUCCCAUUACACAUCCCAUCGAGUGCGGAUGUGUGUUUGCCUAGCCUCAGGAAGCUUCAUCUCUACUGUGCCGCGUUUCAGGACGACGACACCCUUCCGAACUUGCUUUACGGUUCUCCUAAGCUCGAGGAGUUGAUCUUCCAUCGAUGGGAGACCGAAAAGCUAAGCAUUAAUAUAUCAUCAUCCUCGUUAAAAGUGCUUAGGGUCAUUCUUGAACCUUACUGGAGUUUCUCCGGAAAUACGCUGAAUAAGCGCCCCAAAUAUCAGAUGAUAAUAAAUGCCCCGGCGCUUAGGCAUCUCCACAUGCACGGUUCUCGUAUACGUAAUCCAGUCACUAUAUAUCCCUCAUUUGAUGUGGAAAUCUUCUUCAAAGAGUAUUCCACCAACAUCAACUGUAUUUGUGACACCAGGGGCCUAAACUUAUCCGGCUACAACUCUAAUCAUGAGGUUGUUGACGGAGAUGUUGUCGAAUCAAGUGUAACGUUUAAUAAUUUAACCAAACUUGAACUCCAAGUGUAUGAUGUUACAUGGCAUUUGCUGGUAAAUUUCCCAGGGAGGUGCUGA
Striga hermonthica is the source of this 726-nucleotide messenger RNA. The record is from the annotation of a GenBank genome assembly. Lineage: Eukaryota; Viridiplantae; Streptophyta; Magnoliopsida; Lamiales; Orobanchaceae.